UCCAAUAAGAGAAGAGCCCUUCUGAGUGAAGAUACUAGUACAGUUCUUGAUAGAUUUACCAAAAUUAAAAAAAAGGGGGUGCUAGAAAAAAUAGUCAAAAACAAAGAAAUCCCUUUAUUUAUACCAUAAUCCCCAAUUGCAAGGAUUGUGCAAAAUGGCAAAUGAAUCAAAUGAACCAUUGUUUGAUGAUUUUUGCUUAUCUUUCCUAUUCAGUGAAGCUGGAGAUAGUAAUCGGAUUGAGUCAUUUGAUCUUUCUUGUGAGGCCUCGCUAAUCUGUUCUCAAAAUCCCGGGAAUGAUCCGAUCUCAGAACAAGUUUCCAAGGAAGUCGCUGGAGAAUCAUCGAGACAAUUAUGUGAUAUAUGUAUCGGAAGUAAAGAUUGCCACGAGAUGUUCACAAUUCCGAGCUGCAAUCACCAGUUUUGUGCAGACUGCAUUUGCAAACAUGUAUCGAUAACAGUCCAAGAAAGUGCCGGGGUUGUAAAUUGCCCGGGAUUGGACUGUAAAGCUACUCUUAACAUUGAUGAUUGCAGGGAAAUCGUGCCUAAGGAUGUUGUUACAAUGUGGGCUGAUGUCCUAUGUGAGUCACUGAUUCCUCCUUUGCAGAAAUUUUAUUGUCCGUAUAAAGAUUGCUCUGCUAUGUUGGUUAACGAUAGCGAUAAGAUUAUAAAGGAGUCGGAAUGUCCUUAUUGCUGGAGAUUGUUCUGUGCACAGUGCAAUGUGUCAUGGCAUUCUGGAGUUGAUUGUGAAGAGUUUCAGAAGUUGAAUGACAAUGAAAGACAGAGGGAAGAUUUGAUGGUGUAUGAACUUGCAAAGCAGAAAGAAUGGCAGAGAUGUCCCAACUGUAAAUUCUACGUUGAGAAAACCGAGGGCUGCUUGCAUAUCAGUUGCAGAUGUAGCUUUGAAUUCUGCUAUGCGUGUGGAGAAAAAUGGAGUUCAACUCAUGGUGGUUGCAGACCAUAAUGACAAUCAAGAAUCAAAGCACUUGUAGCACUCAGAGAUCAACAUAAUCUUUUGUUUUAUCAGUUCAGAUUCAAACAACAACAAUAUUGGGGUGUAUAAUUGAAUCUUGUUUCAUUU
This is a messenger RNA of Olea europaea var. sylvestris, 1078 nucleotides long. Its product is annotated as probable E3 ubiquitin-protein ligase RNF217. Lineage: Eukaryota; Viridiplantae; Streptophyta; Magnoliopsida; Lamiales; Oleaceae. The record is from RefSeq and is a predicted model, not a curated record. The coding region runs from base 155 to 961 and encodes 268 amino acids. Gene Ontology annotation, biological process: ubiquitin-dependent protein catabolic process; positive regulation of proteasomal ubiquitin-dependent protein catabolic process; protein polyubiquitination. Gene Ontology annotation, cellular component: ubiquitin ligase complex; cytoplasm. The transcript has 2 exons. Gene Ontology annotation, molecular function: ubiquitin protein ligase activity; ubiquitin conjugating enzyme binding; zinc ion binding.